UUAUAGAGGAAACGUUCGAUGCUCCGUUCGAAGAAAUUGGACUGAUCUCAAGUUUCCACAAUCCCAAAUUCCCAAUCCACGAAAGUAGCCGAUUGGGGGAUUAUCAAAUGGCAUUUUGCCGUUAAUGUCGGAGGAAAUCAGUUGGAAAGCGACGUAAAAUGGAGGACCCACCUUCUUUGCCCUCUUCUUCUUUCUGGUUCCUUCACUCUGCUUUUCUACAGGACGUGAAACUGUAUAAAAAGCCCACUCCAUCCUUAGAUCUCUGCAACAAUCUGCAUUAACCCAAUCAGACUAGUCUCCACACUGCAUCUGAAGGGAAGCUCACUGUGAAAGAUGCUGAAAUUUCUGUUUUCUGCUUUUUAUAUUACUUCAUUGCUUUUUGGCAUUAGUGCAGCAAUCCCCAUUAGAAAUGGUUUGCUACCCAAUGGAAACUUUGAGAAGGCUCCGAAGCCAUCUGCCCUUAAGGGAACCCGGAUCAUAGGUUCCGAUGCACUGCCCUCCUGGCGCAUUGAGGGGUUUGUGGAAUACAUUUCAAGCGGGCACCGACAGGGAGACAUGCUGGUAGUAGUCCCACAAGGCGCCCACGCUGCAAGGCUGGGAAACCAGGCAAAGCUGAGCCAGAGGAUGCAGGUGAAAAAGGGCACCCUGUAUUCUCUCACCUUUAGCGUGGCUCGAACCUGCUCCCAGAUGGAGAGCUUGAAUGUCUCUGUUCCACCUGCAGCUGGUAUGUUGCCGAUGCAGACAGUAUAUACCAGCACUGGGUGGGAUUCCUACGCCUGGGCUUUCCGCGCAGCUUAUGAUAUGGUAGACAUCAUUUUGCACCAUCCAGGCGUGCAAGAGGAUCCUGCCUGUGGGCCUCUGGUCGAUGCCAUUGCCAUCAAAGAGCUCUUUAUGCCCCGUUAUGCCAUGGGUAAUCUGAUCAAGAAUGGAGAUUUUGAAGAGGGGCCUCUGGUUUUCAGAAACAGCAGCUAUGGCGUUCUUCUGCCCCCCAAUGUAGAUGACCGUAGCUCUCCUCUGCCCGGGUGGAUCAUAAACUCUCUCAAAUCCGUCAAAUAUAUUGAUGCUCUGCACUACGUAGUGCCUCAGGGCAGAAGAGCAGUGGAGCUCCUGGCAGGCAAAGAGAGCUCCAUUGCACAGAUUGUGAGAACAGAGGUGGGGAAGGCUUAUCUGCUGAGCUUCACUGUGGGCGAUGGGAACAAUGCCUGCAAUGGGUCUAUGAUUGUUGAGGCUUUUGCAGCAAGGGAGACUGUGAAAGUGCCCUAUGAAUCCAAGGGUACUGGGGGCUUUAAGAAAGCCCAGCUUGUCUUCAAAGCAGUUUCUGCAAGAACAAGUGUUGUGUUCUUCAGCACAUUUUAUCACAUGAGGAGUGAUGACUUCAGUUCAUUGUGUGGGCCUGUCAUAGAUGAUGUGAAGCUGGUUUCACAUCAUUAACUUUCCAUUGCUUUCUCUGCUGUUUCUACUGUUUUACCCAUCUACUGCUCAUGAGCAGAUAUCUACUAGUACCGUAUAACAUAUAUUAUAGUGUAGAACCUCAAGUUUAUUUGGGGGAAAAGGAAUCCCCAUAUUUUGUGAUGAGAUCAGGAAUGUAUAUGGAGCACGGAGUUAUUUAGUAAUCUUUACCCAAGAAUAAACGUCUGGUUUAGUAGAAGCUUCUUAGAGAAAGUGGAGACUGAAGCCUCUAUGAAUACCCCCCUAAUGGGAUAGCAACCUCUGCUCCCACAGAUUAGAUUCAAGUUUGGAUCAGAGUUGGCAUCCAAACACAGAUCCAGAGCAGUCUGAAUGUUCAUGAAGGCAUCACUGUUGGCAUUUAAAAGUCCUAUAUAUAUAGAGAGUUUUUCAAUA
Cryptomeria japonica (Japanese cedar) is the source of this 1842-nucleotide messenger RNA. RefSeq names its product protein DUF642 L-GALACTONO-1,4-LACTONE-RESPONSIVE GENE 2. The coding region runs from base 334 to 1431 and encodes 365 amino acids. The record is from RefSeq and is a predicted model, not a curated record. Lineage: Eukaryota; Viridiplantae; Streptophyta; Pinopsida; Cupressales; Cupressaceae. The transcript is spliced from 3 exons.